Messenger RNA from Notodromas monacha, 558 nucleotides. NCBI's taxonomy places the organism in Eukaryota, Metazoa, Arthropoda, Ostracoda, Podocopida, Cyprididae. The record is from the annotation of a GenBank genome assembly.
UAUUUUGCAGGCUUUAAUUUUAAUAACAAAAACCACAACCUCGUCAAUAACCCCGUCGAAUUCAUCAAUACCGAAAAUAUGCAGUCCGCUGGAAAGAUGAUCUUCGCUUUUGUCCUUCUUUCGGGACUGAUUUGCGCUGCUCUUGCAGAACCGAACCCAAAUUAUAUGCCAGCAAUGGCUUACGGAGGAAUGAUGAGCAGCUCUUCAAGUGGAAUGUCGAUGCAAAUGAAAGGAAAACCCAAAUAUUAUACGAAGUAUCCCAAGAAGAAAUACGUUGUCUCAUACAAACAGAAGAGACCACAAAAGGGAUACGGUGGCAGCUCUUCGUCGUCUUCUUCCGAUGACGAUUAUUGAAGCUACUGUUAUUCCAACGGAAACUGGGAUAAUGAUGAUUUGAACUUUCUCGAAUAUUUAUUUGGAAUUGAGUCUAAAUCGUGAACUCGUGCAUGUCUUUGAUGCAUAUGAGAGGAAAAUUUCCUGAAUUAUUCUGUCUUUUCUUCCCAUUUGUAAUUUUUUCACCAUGAAAUGCAUCGAAAUAAACUUGAGCUUCUGUUUAUA